GUGUGAGCAGGAAGUACCCCCCAUCUGCCGCGCCGCUCGGUCCCCCUUGGCUCCGCCAUGUCGCCGGUGAGGGCGGUGCUGGCGCUGCUGGCCGCGCUCUCAGCCCCGGCUGCCGGCUACUUCGUGAGCAUCGACGCGCACGCGGAGGAGUGUUUCCUGGAGCGGGUCCCGUCCGGCACCAAGAUGGGGCUCAUCUUCGAGGUGGCCGAGGGGGGCUUCCUGGACAUCGAUGUGGAGAUUACAGGGCCUGAUAAUAAAGGGAUUUAUAAAGGAGACCGAGAGUCCAGUGGAAAAUACACAUUUGCUGCUCACAUGGAUGGAACUUACAAGUUUUGCUUUAGCAACAGAAUGUCCACCAUGACUCCUAAGAUAGUGAUGUUCACUAUUGAUAUUGGAGAAGCUCCAAAAGGGCAAGACAUGGAGACAGAAGGUGGUGGAGAUACCUGGGAUGCUCAUCAGAACAAGCUAGAAGAGAUGAUUAAUGAGUUAGCAGUGGCCAUGACAGCUGUAAAGCAUGAACAGGAGUACAUGGAAGUUCGUGAGAGAAUACACAGAGCAAUUAAUGACAACACAAACAGCAGAGUGGUUCUCUGGUCAUUCUUUGAAGCCCUUGUACUAGUUGCCAUGACACUGGGACAGAUCUACUACCUGAAGAGAUUUUUUGAAGUCCGAAGAGUUGUUUAAGAAAACUUUUCCUGAUGAUCCCAAACACUCACUUUACUAUCUACCAAAACAUCUUAGUCACAAAACAAUGUCAUUUAGUUUCUAAACCCUAAUUUCUGAACUAUAAAACUAUUUGCUUAAGUUCCUAGUUAAAAUAAAAUGGUUUUUAUAUAUCUUCUGUAGCAAAAGCUGUGUUUAAAAUAUCUUGUCACUUAAUUGGCAUAAUUUUUUCACUUGAAAUCUGCCUAGUCUUUCUGCUAAGCGAGGUCUAAACAGAUUGCAAAUGCUAUAAUUCAAACGUAGCAAUGUUACUGUCUUUUUCUAACUUUUGUCUGUUUUCAUUAUUAAUUGCAAUUCUGUCUAGGAAAACAGUAAAAGAUCCUAAAGUGA
This is a messenger RNA of Gopherus evgoodei (Goodes thornscrub tortoise), 1053 nucleotides long. It is a transcript of the gene TMED2, whose product is annotated as transmembrane p24 trafficking protein 2. Gene Ontology annotation, cellular component: endoplasmic reticulum-Golgi intermediate compartment; COPII-coated ER to Golgi transport vesicle; Golgi apparatus. Lineage: Eukaryota; Metazoa; Chordata; Testudines; Testudinidae. The record is from RefSeq and is a predicted model, not a curated record. The transcript has 5 exons. Gene Ontology annotation, biological process: intracellular protein transport; endoplasmic reticulum to Golgi vesicle-mediated transport; Golgi organization. The coding region runs from base 58 to 684 and encodes 208 amino acids.